GCCAUCCCUUUUCUUUUUUUGGAGCUGUUUUCUGGACUACGUUCUGCCCGACAUUUGAGGUACUGCAUUCGUGCAGUAAAAGGACCCGCCAGUGUAAAACGUCUGGAAUAAAAUUCUAAUACAACCCUUAACCCGAUUGAGGAGGGAAAAGGAUCACCGCUGCAGCAGCACUGCGAGGGACACCGGCGGCAGACCACUCACUACACGACAUAUAGUGCGGAUAUCCGGGCCAGAGAAAGCGGAGCCAUCGUUCAGUACGGUUUGACAGACCGUUAGGAAUAAAACACCCAAGGAGUCGCGGUAUCAUCCGAUUCAGCAACCAUGCAAGACACCGAGUUCCACAAGGCGGAUUCUGGGGCGUCCACCACCUUCCCCAUGCAAUGCUCAUCCCUGCGCAAAAACGGGCACGUGGUGCUGAAAGGCCGACCCUGCAAGAUCGUUGAGAUGUCCACCUCCAAGACCGGCAAGCACGGCCACGCUAAGGUCCACAUGGUUGGUAUAGAUAUCUUCAAUGGAAAGAAGUACGAGGAUAUCUGUCCAUCCACACACAACAUGGACGUCCCUAACGUCACCAGACUGGAUUACCAGAUGGUUGGGCUGGAAGAUGGCUACAUGUCCUUGCUUAAGGACAACGGAGACCAGAAAGAGGACCUCAAACUGCCCACCAAUGAUCUGGGCAAGGAGAUCCAGAGCAAGUUUGAAGCAGGGGACAGUUUUAUGGUCACCAUUCAGACCGCAAUGGGGGAAGAGGCCGCUGUCGGCACCAAGGUUCUGAACGAAUAAAUGGCAACCGCAGGGGCAGAUAAGAUGGAUGUGAACCUGGGGAGAGGCACUGGGGGGACUGCCUCCCGGCCCACUAAUUCUCCAUUCCUUUAUACUUCCUUGUCUCCUUUACACUUACGCAUAUGACAAUGUCAUGACAGUAAAAACAUUUGUUUCAAUUGGUCCCCGAUUUAUCAAGGGCUCUGAUUAGUUCUGUUUUUGUAUUUUCGUUGGAGUACAUUCGAGUGCACAGCGAUAAACUAAUAUGCCAACCUGCGGAAUCAACAUUGUGUCCUUCAAAGUGGAUGUUGUGUGUUUUUUUGCUUUGCAUUUCUUGUCUUGUUUCUUCACUUGUAUAUCGCCCUGUCUAUUAAAAAUAAACCCACUUGAAACAGCAGAACCAGGUGUCUUUAGAGAUAAACAGCAUGGUGGGUGUUCAAAGCGCGCCUCGUAAAACGUACCGGGCACCCCUCGCACGAGGACCCAGUCAUCAUUAUCGUUAUCUAUUGCUUUGAAACGGCCUUAAAUGGGGCGCGACCGGAACAGGUUGGAGGAAAGACGGGACCACAUUCGUCGAAAAGGAACCAAGUGUGUCCUGAUGUGUUCUAACUUUGUGCUAGGAUUCAUUAGUGAGUGAAGUGUCGUGGCGUUUUGGUAUCCUGACUGUUCGUAGAAAUGUCCCAACUGUGCAGAAUGUCUCCCCAGCCGAAAUUAAAGACCAUGCAAAUUG
Gadus chalcogrammus (walleye pollock) is the source of this 1492-nucleotide messenger RNA. RefSeq names its product eukaryotic translation initiation factor 5A-1-like. Gene Ontology annotation, molecular function: translation elongation factor activity; RNA binding; ribosome binding. The coding region runs from base 322 to 783 and encodes 153 amino acids. Lineage: Eukaryota; Metazoa; Chordata; Actinopteri; Gadiformes; Gadidae. The transcript is spliced from 6 exons. Gene Ontology annotation, biological process: positive regulation of translational elongation; positive regulation of translational termination. The record is from RefSeq and is a predicted model, not a curated record.